AUGUUGGGUUCUUUCAAGGAAAGCUUCCAGUUGUCCCCUCACCAUCCUGAAUCCCAUAACUUACAUGGACUGGUAUGUAAGGCUGAAAAGGAUUACAAGUCUGUUGCUACAUUUUAUACAUUAGCACGCCAUGCAGUUAGCAUUGGCUCAGAGAGUAAUCAAAACGCAUGUAUCAUGGAUAUUUCUAUCAAUUUGGAUAGAUCACUUUCCAAGGUAGGGAAUGUUGUUGAUGCUUUGCAGGAAUGUAAAAAUUUGAAGAAAGAAGGGCCACUUGAUGAAGAAGGUUUGCAAGUGUAUGCUUUCUUGUUAUGGAAAUACGGUAAAUAUGAUUUGGCUCUCUCUAUAGCUGGGAGUUUUGCUUCGAAACUUUCUUCUAUGAAAAAGCAUUUGUGUGGUUUCAUCCUUUUGUUUCACCAGUAG
Molecule: messenger RNA, 420 nt
Organism: Lathyrus sativus (Indian pea)
Lineage: Eukaryota; Viridiplantae; Streptophyta; Magnoliopsida; Fabales; Fabaceae
Source: the annotation of a GenBank genome assembly